Messenger RNA from Paramecium pentaurelia, 231 nucleotides. NCBI's taxonomy places the organism in Eukaryota, Ciliophora, Oligohymenophorea, Peniculida, Parameciidae. The record is from the annotation of a GenBank genome assembly.
AUGAAAAAGAUUUAUGAUUUUCUAAAGGACACUAACUAAAAGUUGUUUCAGUUGCGCUUGAUCCUAAAUUAACAAAAAUUAGAGGCUUUUAUGUGCAGAAUGUUUAGAGAACACAGAAAUAAAGGCAAAAGUGGUUGCUUUAAAGAUAAUUAUUUAAUAUAUUUAAGAUAGUUUGGUAAAGAAGAUGGAGAGAAAUAAAAAUAUAAUAAUGAAUUAAGUAAAAUAAAUUGA